AUGGGUAACGAGCAAAGUGGUAGUGGAGGUUCUCCCCAACCGUCUUCGAAUUCUGCAUUUUCGUUCCUAUCAGGACGAGGAAGCUCGAAGAAAUCUAAAGGCAUCGUUGUGGUUAGCGGUGGUAACACUAAAGUCGAAACACAAGAAGAUGACGAAGUUUUCAAACGGUUCAAAGAAAUUCCUCGCUUCCUUCCAAUUCUGCGACAUGCCAUCGGAAAGAAAGAUCUUACACAAAACGAAAUCCAGCAUAAAAUGAGCAGCCGUCCGUUGUUUCGAAUGGCGACACGUUUUCAACAGCAUUUGAAGACUUGUGCGACUGCAGUUGUUGCAGAACAAAAUCAGAUAAAUCAGGCCGUGAAAUCGGUGGAUGCCUCCACUGCUGCAAUCGUUAACCGUAUUACCGAGAGAAAGAAAGCGACUGACACCUUCAUAGCUCAUUUGCAGGAACUGGAAAAGUUGCGCGAUGAUGUGAUUCAUAUCCAGUUGCUCUUCGAACAUCUUGUUCCAAUGAUCGAGACGGUAAAUGAGAUCCUAGUGCCAUCAGAACGUCUACCACCUCUUUCCUUAAGUCGUGUACUCAACCGUACCCCUGUUUCUACCUCGGAAAGUUCGCAACAAAGUACUCCUAGGCAUAUUCCACCUGCUAGUUCCUCACAGAUGCGUUCUGCCCUUUCUCAGGAUAAAGUUUCUCACAUUUCUCCCAUAGAGGAGGUCCGUGUUGUCGAUAGGAAAAAGUGA
Molecule: messenger RNA, 738 nt
Organism: Cooperia oncophora
Lineage: Eukaryota; Metazoa; Nematoda; Chromadorea; Rhabditida; Trichostrongylidae
Source: the annotation of a GenBank genome assembly